Messenger RNA from Theileria annulata, 1893 nucleotides. Its product is annotated as glutathione synthetase, putative. Lineage: Eukaryota; Apicomplexa; Aconoidasida; Piroplasmida; Theileriidae. The record is from RefSeq and is a predicted model, not a curated record. Bases 1 to 1893 code for a protein of 630 amino acids. Gene Ontology annotation, cellular component: cytosol. Gene Ontology annotation, biological process: glutathione biosynthetic process. Gene Ontology annotation, molecular function: ATP binding; glutathione binding; glutathione synthase activity. The transcript is spliced from 3 exons.
AUGCCAGUUUUCCUUCCAGAACUGACCAAACUCCUAAAGAGCCUCGUUGUCUGUAAAAAUGAGGAAAACUCUGACAAGAUUAAGAUUCCAUCAGACUAUCCACUCCUUCCGAACGAGAGAAACUUUGAAAUAUGUGUAGAUGCUACAAGGAACCUGUUGUUUAAAGGAGGAAUGAUCCAAAAAAUAGAACUCAUAAAUGACUUGGGAGAAAACUCGUCGGAAAAGUACCAACUUGAGGCUUAUGAUGGCAUUCUUACCAUGGUAAAUUUUGUUUUAUUCCCGCUACCUUUUCCGCUAAAAUGCUAUCAGGAUUGUUGUUUAGCCUCUACGAUUCUGGUUGAGAUAGUGGAUGAAAUGUCAAUGGACCUCGAGCUACUAAAUGAUGUAUUUAGCCAACUUUUGAAGUAUGAUAAGUUUGUCAGAGAUUUGUUAGAGAUUUCAAAUGAAGUUUAUGGCACUGGAGGUCGAAAUAUUAAAGAUGAUCUCAGGACGUAUGUAUGCAGAUCGGAUUACUUUAUACACAUCGACGGUCUUUCAAAGAAUAACUCACAAGAAGAAAACGAAUUUUGUAAAUCGUGUUAUUAUGAUCAUUGUUUAUGCAGCUUUUCUGCAUCUAACCAUACCAAGGAGAACAAACAAUUGGAAUUCAAAUUGGUUGAAUGUAACAAUACAGCGUCCUCGGUAUCACAUCACUCGGAACUGGUGCACAAGGUUCAUGAAAAGCUGUUAAAGACUAAUCUUGUUGACGUUAAUGACCUGGAAGAGGAACAGGCAGAGAGACUUUUGUUGGAAAAGGAAAAACUUCACAUAUAUAAUAACCCUGAUACUUGCUUCUCAUAUGCAAUAUAUGAAUCACAUAAAAUGUACAUUAAUAAAUAUAAACCCAUAUUUGGAAAAAACAGAGUCUGUGUUUUCCUGGUGGUCAGAGACAACCUCAACAAUUAUUAUGAUACCUAUUUUAUAGCAAAUGAUAUGUUUGAUAGAUACGGGGUUCAUGUGAAAACCGUUUGUCCUAAACAAAUGAUUUGUUGGAUGAAGAAAAAAACUCUUUUGCUGGUUAGUGAGUGGGAACACAACAGUGACGGUACAGUUAAACUGCUAAAGUAUGAUGACUGUAACAAUAAACUUCACCCUGGACGACUGGUAGUAAUCAUGAAUUCACAGUCAGACCCAAACCAUCUGAACAAACUUGAUUGUUUUGAGGUCAGUACGGUAUAUUCAAGGGAUUACUAUGAUCCAAAACUUAUGGAAUCGGAUGAAAGGGUCCUAAUGAGAAAAUUUCUUGAGUUUUCAGACGCCAUUAAAAUUCCAACAAGUGUGGCUCAACUGGUUAAUACCAAACGUGCUCAAAUGUACUUCAGUAAACCCCAGAAUAUUGAAAGAUUAGUGGCUUUAUACAACAAGAGAGUUAAGGGUGUUAAAAGGAAUAAUGACAAUAUCGAGCUUGUUAAACAGACUACAAUUCUACAGGUUGACCCAUCAUUGGAGUCAAGUUCAGAAGUCGUAAAUGAUGCAAUUCAAACCCCUUCAGACUACAUACUUAAAAGCAACGGCGAGGGUGGAUCAGCCUGUACAUUUGGAGCUGAAAUUUCCGAAAAGUUGAGAACUGCUCUCAAUAACAGGGAGGAACUUUGCCAGUAUGUUCUAAUGAAGAAGAUUAAAACACCCUCACAGCCAGCUUUGUUUGUAAAGAAUUUGAAAAAUGGGUCAUUUGAAGUUAAGGGUCACAAUAGUCUGACCGAACUUGGUAUAUAUCACUAUGCAUUAUAUGAUGGUUCUGAAUGUAAAGCCAAUGAAUUCGUCGGUUAUCUAGCAAGAACUAAACCGGAAUUUGUAACAGGAGGAGGAAUUGGAGCUGGAUUUGGUUUUGUGAACUCUUUACUACUGUUUUAA